This is a messenger RNA of Aricia agestis (brown argus), 2079 nucleotides long. Its product is annotated as carcinine transporter. Gene Ontology annotation, cellular component: membrane. NCBI's taxonomy places the organism in Eukaryota, Metazoa, Arthropoda, Insecta, Lepidoptera, Lycaenidae. The record is from RefSeq and is a predicted model, not a curated record. Bases 40 to 1929 code for a protein of 629 amino acids. Gene Ontology annotation, biological process: transmembrane transport. Gene Ontology annotation, molecular function: transmembrane transporter activity. The transcript has 8 exons.
CGGUGGUCCCGAUAUACCACAGCACAGAGCUUCGAAAACAUGGGCUCGGAGGGACCUAAAAAUGGUGGCCCUAGGGACAAAUCACCGGCUAAGGAUCCCAGUGAUGCGAUCGAUUUGGACGAUGUGCUGCCCAAGAUCGGUGAAUUCGGAUUGUACCAGAAGUGUCUGCUGUGGUUCGUUUGUCUCCCGGCGUGUCUGCCCUGCGGGUUCUGUGCUUUCAACCAGCUGUUCAUGUCCGACACGCCCGACCACUGGUGUCGAGUGCCCCAGCUGCAGAACUACACCCAGGAAGAGAGGCGAGCUCUGUCCAUCCCACGCAAGGCAGACGAUAAUGCGACGUUUGAAACGUGCAUGCGAUACGACGUCGACUGGUCCGAUAUACUGAGUAAGGGAGGUCCUAUAGCAGUGAACGAGAGCUGGCCAGUCGAGCCUUGCUUGGAUGGAUAUGAAUAUGAUACAAGCGAAGUCAAAUCUUCUAUUGUCAUAGACUUCAAUUUAGUGUGCGAAUACGAUGUGUACCCAACUCUCGGGUUAGUUGCGUUGAACGUGGGAGGACCCGUCGGGGUUUACUCGUUCGGUCUACUGAACGAUCGAAUAGGGAGGAAGAAGUCAUUCUUUGCUUGUUUAUCGACUCUUCUACUUGGAAGUAUGAUGACCGCUUAUGCACAUGAGUACUGGUUCUGGGUGCUAGCGCGGGUCAUAGUGGGACUAACUAUCCCAGCGGUGUACCAAAUCCCAUUCAUAAUAUCUUUAGAAUUAGCAGGUCCCAAUUAUAGAUCGUUCGUGACGGUGAUGACUUGUAUAUUCUACACGUUGGGUUUAAUUCUACUAUCAGUUGUUACUUAUUUUUUACGCAAUUGGAGGUCACUGGCAUUGGCCACAUCGACGCCAUUCUUCUUCUACUAUCUGUACUGGUUCGUACUACCCGAGUCCCCAAGAUGGCUCCUCAUGAGAGAGAGAUUGGAGGAAGCCAACAACAUACUAAAAAACAUUGCACGAGUUAACGGAAAAGAAUUGCCGGUCGAAUACACGAUAAAACUACAAAAACAAGUUCUAGAACAAAAGGAGAACGGAGCGAAGGAAGCCAAGACGCCUAGCGUAUUUGCAUUAUGCAAAACUCCUAAUAUGAGACUCAAAACUUUUUUGAUAACUUUGAAUUGGUGUGCUUCGGAGAUGGUUUACGUAGGGUUGAGUUACUAUGGGCCGGCGAUGGGGAGUAACCAGUACAUGAGUUUCUUCCUAUCGUCUGCUGUGGAGAUACCGAGCUACAUCGUGUGUUGGAUACUCAUGGAUCGUAUUGGCAGAAGAUGGCCGUUAUGCAUGUCGAUGGUUUUGAGUGGAAUCUUCUGCAUGGUGACUGUUCUGUUGCCGAGUGAUGCUGAAAAUGAAACUCUUGUGUUGUAUCUCAUUUCAAAGUGCCUUAUAUCUGCGUCGUUCCUCAUAAUCUACCCGUACGCUGGCGAAAUUUACCCUACGGAACUUCGGGGUAUAGGCAUCGGAACAUCAGCUUACAUCGGAGGAUUGGGACUAAUAGUUAUUCCCUUUAUUAAUUACUUGGGUACGAGUAAUUUGGUUCUGCCCCUGUUCGUGAUGGGAGCAGUCUCUGUGGUGGGCGGUCUGACCGCGCUGCGUCUGCCGGAGACCCUGCAUACGCCCCUGCCGCAGACCGCUGAGGAAGGCGAGGAGUUCGGCAAAGAUUGGACCUACAAAGACUGUCUCAACUGCGGCGGACAAAAGACCGCAAUAUCUGAAUCAGAUUCCUACGAGAACCUGGAUGAACUGGAGUUGACGCAAGCUCCUGUAGUCGAGGAGGUGCCUGCUAUACCAAUAAUCAGGAGAAACUCUAUGCGCAAGCUCGUCCGGCAAGCGAGCACUCUAGAAACGCAAAGGGACAGAGACGGAAGUCUCAAAAUGACGUAUUGGUUCUAGUUUUAAAACUAAAUGCAGUGGUAGUAUAGAUGUCCUUUACUAAUAAAAGUAUUAAAGCCCACACCAACCUGACUGUCAGCCGUGCAACGUAGGUGAUCGUGACGCAAUUAUUAUACUAAGGUUGAGUUGUACCAACUAACUUUAACUAUA